Tachyglossus aculeatus (Australian echidna) is the source of this 2176-nucleotide messenger RNA. It is a transcript of the gene ACTR5, whose product is annotated as actin related protein 5. Bases 1 to 1731 code for a protein of 576 amino acids. Gene Ontology annotation, cellular component: Ino80 complex; cytoplasm. The record is from RefSeq and is a predicted model, not a curated record. The transcript has 10 exons. NCBI's taxonomy places the organism in Eukaryota, Metazoa, Chordata, Mammalia, Monotremata, Tachyglossidae. Gene Ontology annotation, biological process: regulation of DNA-templated transcription.
AUGGCGGCGCCGGCGUCGCGGCGGGUGUUUCCGUUCCGGGACAGUCGUCCGGCGGCGGUGACGGUGCCGGAGCCGAGGGAGAGGGAGGGUCCGGGGCCGCUGGUGCUGGAUAACGGCUCGUUCCAGACUGCCGCCGCCGCCGCCUCGGCCUCGGCGGCCCCGGCGCCUGCGCGCUGGCUGCCCCGCUCCCCCCUGGAGCGCGGCGUGCCCGUCAACCUCCACCUCCAGGAGGCCCUCCUGGACUACACCUUCCACCACCUCGGAGUCGCCUCGCAGGGCUGUGUUGAUCAUCCCCUGGUUGUAACGGAAGCCGUGUGCAACCCCCUGUAUUCGCGCCAGAUGAUGUCAGAGCUGCUGUUUGAGUGCUAUCACGUGCCGAAAGUUUCCUACGGGAUAGACAGCCUGUACAGCUUCUAUCACAACAGACAAAAAAACUCCCCUUUCAACGGCCUCGUUAUUUCUUCCGGGUACCAGUGUACACACAUUUUACCCGUCUUAAAAGGAAGAUUAGACGCCAAAAACUGCAAACGCAUCAAUCUUGGAGGCAACCAAUCAGCUAUAUAUCUUCAGCGCCUUCUUCAGCUAAAAUAUCCUGGCCAUUUAGCAGCCAUCACUCUUAGUCGCAUGGAGGAAAUCCUGCACGAACACAGCUAUAUUGCGGAAGACUAUGGAGAAGAACUGCAGAAGUGGAAGUCUGCCGAAUAUUACGAGGACAACGUGCACAAGAUGCAGCUCCCUUUCUCCAGCAAGCUCCUGGGCAGCACCCUGACGGCCGAAGGGAAGCAGGAGCGACGGCAGCAGCAGGUGCGGAGGCUCCAGGAGCUGAACGCCCGCCGGCGGGAAGAGAAACUCCAGCUCGACCAGGAGAGGCUGGACCGACUGCUCUUCGUGCAGGAGCUUCUCGAAGACGGGCAGGUGGACCAGUUCCAUAAAGCGCUGGUGGAGCUGAACAUGGACUCGGCCGAGGAACUGCAGUCGUACAUACACAAACUGAGCUUGGCCGUGGAACAGACCAAGCAGAAAAUCCUGCAAGCGGAAGGCAACAUCGAGGUGGAUGUGGUGGAUAGCAAACCAGAGACCCCUGACUUGGAGCAGCCGGGCAGUGAGCAGUCGCUCGAGGAUGUGGAAAACAUAAACGAUUUUGAACCUCUGUUUGCCGAGGAGACCGCGGAAGUCGAGAAGCCAGUUCCGACGGUGCAGCCCGUGUUUAACCUAGCAGAAUAUCACCAGCUCUUCCUGGGAACGGAAAGGAUUCGAGCUCCCGAAAUUAUUUUCCAGCCGUCCCUCAUAGGAGAAGAACAGGCGGGGCUGGCAGAAACGAUUCAGUAUGUUCUAGACAGGUUUCCCAAAGAAGUGCAGGAGACCCUUGUCCAGAACGUUUUUCUCACUGGCGGCAAUAUGAUGUAUCCCGGGAUGAAAUCUAGGAUUGAGAAGGAACUGCUUGAAAUGAGACCUUUCCAAUCUUCUUUUCAGGUCCAUGUCGCCUCGAAUCCCAUAUUGGAUGCUUGGCACGGAGCUCGGGAUUGGGCGCUGGAGCAUAUGAACCACGAAGAAGGGUGGAUAACCAGAAAAGAUUAUGAAGAAAAAGGCGGAGAGUACCUUAAGGAGCAUGCUGCUUCCAACGUCCACGUCCCCAUUCGCCUCCCCAAACAGGCUUCCCGGACGGCAGACACGCCGGCCUCCGGCAAAGUAGCCGGAGCCGCUUUAAGCAGCCCCUGCCAACAGGUAUAGCGGAGCGCGCCCAAGGACGCAGACUCCUCCCCGUGAAGCGGCAAAGUUGGGGAGAACCAGUUCCAGACCACGAAACCCCUGCCUGCGUUCAUUCCAGCGGGUCAAGUCUAACGGGCAACUAGACGGAACGUGAGAUUGCCGGUUGGUAAAGUCAAUGACCGUGUGUCCGAAAUAAUAGGCUUCUCUUUUGGAGAAAGAGAUGGGUGACUGUUUUUUUUUUUGCCCAGAUGACUUGAACUGGUGUAUAUCAGUAGUCAGAGAGCUUGAAGCGGCCUGUUACGGUUAACUUAAGCAGAGCGAAUCGUGGAACUCGGGCACUGGCUCGCCUCAAGAGGUGCAAGUAAAGCUUAAGAGGAAAUACUAGAAGGAAGCGAAGAUGGAUGAAACUUGGUUUGAAAUGGGAUAGGAUGUGUUUUAUUAAAUGUUAAUUCCGUUUUCUGUUAAA